GAAGUCCAUGAUUUUACACACACCUCAGUAUGGAUGCUGUUGUACGGCUUCGGUGCGGUGGCAUGCGGAAUUGUAGCCGGAUACUACAAGAUUGAAUUCAGCCUUGGUGCGCUGUACAUUGUCACUGCCCUUGCUGGACUUGCGACAAUAUCCAAAAAUCUGUGGACGGUUGUGGCGUUCCUGAUAUUGUGCGCCCUGUCAACAUUUGGAAGCGUAGGAGCUUGCGGGUAUUACAUCAACACGCUUGUAUCUGGUUCCUGUCACUUCAACGGAUGUUUGGAUGUCUUCAUUCCGUUGUGUAGUUUAGCCGGAAUAACCUUCAUGGCUUUAAUCACCUCAUUUGCCGGGUUGGUCUAUAGCUGCCAAGGAUGGUUCUCUGUUGAGGCUCGCAGACGAAGAACAUCGGUUGCUAACCGGGAACAGCCAGUAGUUGUCACUACAGAAGUUGAGAUGGGAUAGGCUGCGUACCCUUCUUAGUACGAUCAGGCUAUGCAUGACAAGAACUAAUGAAGUGUGUAAUCCUUUUUUUAAUAUGGUCUUCCACGGCAUCUUUGUUGAUCUUUAGGCAACAUAUUCUUAGAGGAAAACCUUUUAAUGAAUGAAUGAUUUUAGUCAAUACUGAGAACUAUUCCAAAAUGCCUUACGAUGAGUGAAACGAUUUUUUUUUAGCUAUCCGGCUAUAAGCCACACUCAAACUUUUGCUAAGCACCUCUCCUCUACAGAUGUCCACUUUUAUCUCUUUAUAGUGGGCCAUAUGUGAAUUCUCCAAUCUGAUUGGUCGAUUUGUUUGUGAGACAAACCCGUAUGUACCUAUACUGGGUCACAAAGAUCAAACAGGUGAUAUGAGCCCGCAUUACUUGUUUGGACUUUAGCUAUUGUUGUUUUAAUGUUGUUUCAUUGAUACGCGCAUGCCCAGUGCUGAUUUCAACCACGUAAUAUGAUGCUGCAUUACGUGCACAUUCAAGAAUCACGCUGCGCAU
Messenger RNA from Lytechinus variegatus (green sea urchin), 980 nucleotides. RefSeq lists its product as uncharacterized. The coding region runs from base 34 to 459 and encodes 141 amino acids. NCBI's taxonomy places the organism in Eukaryota, Metazoa, Echinodermata, Echinoidea, Temnopleuroida, Toxopneustidae. The record is from RefSeq and is a predicted model, not a curated record. The transcript has 5 exons.